Messenger RNA from Entelurus aequoreus (snake pipefish), 6679 nucleotides. Gene Ontology annotation, biological process: cell surface receptor signaling pathway; adenylate cyclase-activating G protein-coupled receptor signaling pathway. The record is from RefSeq and is a predicted model, not a curated record. Gene Ontology annotation, cellular component: plasma membrane. Bases 51 to 1139 code for a protein of 362 amino acids. The transcript is spliced from 13 exons. Gene Ontology annotation, molecular function: G protein-coupled receptor activity. Lineage: Eukaryota; Metazoa; Chordata; Actinopteri; Syngnathiformes; Syngnathidae.
CCGGAAGUGGCAUGCAGCAAGCUCCAACCCAAACAAACUGAAGCAGAUAUAUGAAAGCAGAUAUAUGUUGUCAACAAACACAAGGCGGCGAAAUGGGGAGUGAAAAUAUAAAAGCCGACGCUAACGAGUCGCGCUGUGUAAUGUUUAACACCCACUCAGAGGACCACCGAUGCGUGGUGAUAUUAACAGUAAAAAGAGCCACGGGAACUUUCUCCUUGGCCGGAUGUGUCUUCAUGCUCUUCGUGAUCUGGCUUCUUCGCCGCUAUCACUCCUUGGCGCAGAAGAUGAUUCUCAGCUUGACUGUGGCGGCCUUCUUUGACAGCCUAGCAUAUGUCAUGGGUGAGUCCCACCCUGAGGGUUCUCUCUGUGACUUUCAGGCCUGGUGGCUCACAUACUUUGAUUGGAGUGCCUUGGCCUGGGUUUGCCUCAUUACGCUGAACCUGUACUUUAACCUGGUCCGGGAGAUGAGCACGAGCAAAUAUGAAAUCGUCUACCAUCUGAUGGCGUGGGGGGUGCCCUUGGUCAUGGCCUCCCUGCCUCUGCUCAAAGGUUCCUACGGCCCUGCAGGAGCCUGGUGCUGGAUCACAGACGAUCACGUAGCCUGGAGAUUUGGGAUAUGGUACGUGCCGCUGUUCACGCUCAUCCUGCUGAUGAUCUGCUGCUACGCCAGGAUCAUCUGCGUGGCCAAUAACCGGAUGCAGUCGUGGCUGGGAACGUUCAACCCGGAGCGAGAGCGACGAAAGGUGUCCCUGGCCGAGGAAAUCAAGCCGCUGAAGUGGUAUCCGUCUGUUUACCUGCUGGUGUCUAUCUUCCCGCUCAUCAACAGGCUCCAUAAUGGCCUCCACCCGCAGGAUCCAUCCUUCUCCCUCACCCUGUUGCACGUCCUGUCCGCCCCUCUGCACGGCUUGGCCAAUGCCUUCGUAUUUGGCCUGGAUCGGGACUGGUGGAGCCUCCUGAGCCCUACUGGCAUGCAGCUGGCCUUGCAGUCGCGGCUGUGCGACAGGACCCGCAUCGGGGAGUACCACGCGGGCACCGUGCGCUACACCCAAGCUGACCUGGUGGAGCUGAGCGAGGACGAGGACGACGCCAACACGCUCUUCUACGCGCCGCACAUGACCCUGAAAGACCGAGGGCCCUGAGGGGGAGACAAAGGACGGCGAAGGCUGACAAAGAGAAAUGCGGCGGAUUAGAAAGCAGGAUGGUGAGCCAAAGGAAGGGAAGAUUGGGGGGAAAGUCAGGCAGAUAGAAGCCGGAGAUGAGCUGUCAGGUUCCAUUAUUAAUCCCCAUCCUUUACUAUUUAAUAUCCUACACGCACAUUCUGAGCAGGGCUGCAAUACUACACUAAAGAUCCUCCUCCUGUUUAAAAAGGCUUCCGCAGCAUCCCCAAGGUCUUAAAACAUUCCUCAUCACUGCACCCUGGACUCCUUCAAUCUGCACUUUUGGCAGACCACCAAGAUGGAGGAGGAGGAGGAGGAGGAGGAGGGAGAGAGGAAGAAAAAAAAGAAAAGAACCGCUGAAAGGCAAUCAUAACAAGGUGCUAGUUUAGCAUUCAGAGCAAUUACCUUCUCACCUCUCUGCAGGAAAGCGGGCCUUUUUUUUAAUGUGUGUGCCGGAACUUGACGACGACUCUUCUCAUUUCAUUUCAUGAAGGAAGACAUUUGCAGUGGACACUAUUUCUUUCUGCCUUUUCAACGCUAUUUCUUUCUGCCUUUUUAACGCUAUUUCUUUCUGCCUUUUUAACGCUAUUUCUUUCUGCCUUUUUAACGCUAUUUCUUUCUGCCUUUUCAACGCUAUUUCUUUCUGCCUUUUUAACGCUAUUUCUUUCUGCCUUUUCAACGCUAUUUCUUUCUGCCUUUUCAACGCUAUUUCUUUCUGCCUUUUCACGUAUUGUCGCUGUCUGACAAAAAAACACUCUCUUAUAACCAGAUGUACACCAUUAACUAAGAGAAAAUGUACUCUUAUAACCAGAUGUACACCAUUAACUAAGAGAAAAUGUACUCUUAUAACCAGAUGUACACCAUUAACUAAGAGAAAAUGUACUCUUAUAACCAGAUGUCCACCAUUAACUAAGAGAAAAUGUACUCUUAUAACCAGAUGUACACCAUUAACUAAGAGAAAAUGUACUCUUAUAACCAGAUGUCCACCAUUAACUAAGAGAAAAUGUACUCUUAUAACCAGAUGUACACCAUUAACUAAGAGAAAAUUAACUCUUAUAACCAGAUGUACACCAUUAACUAAGAGAAAAUUAACUCUUAUAACCAGAUGUACACCAUUAACUAAGAGAAAAUGAACCAUGAAUAACUAUUCUGAACUCCUGUGUCCAUGCCAUCAUGUCGAUGUAGCUUCAUUUUCCAUUGCUCACAUCAUCAACAGCGCCUCUACUGGUACUACCAAGUAGUGCGCGCCUACAUAGCGUGAUUAAUCAGUAAGUAACUAUUGUUAUGAUCAGCAGAUUAUCUCUCGGUAAUUCAUUCCCAUAAAGAAAGCCAAUAUGUGCUUUUUAUUUUCAUGUUCUUUCAGUUUGUAACAAACAUAGCGAAGAUAAACGACAUGUUAGCAAAGCAUCGCGUUGACAUUUCACAAAACCAUCCCCGUGAUUCAAAGGCUAGUGUCUAAUUUAGCCGUUCAGUUUGACCGGAGUGCGUCAAUCCGACUCAUGUUGGCCAAAUGUGACCUUUAUUGAUGAUUGGCAAAAGAAUAGAUGACGUCCAGCCAAUCAAUGUUGGUGUGUUCACACUUUUCAUUUGGAAUUUGGAGACAGUGUUUUGUGCUUAAAAAGAGUGACGUGCCAUAAAAUGGACAUUCAAAGUUUUUUAUCGGACAGCGACGAAUGACGAUAGGUUUACUUUUACGCAUUUUGUGUGAAAACGAUGGAUCUCCAUAUCUUUGAUUUGGAUAACGAUCAAAGUUUGCAUAUAUUUACCAGUACUCAAGAUGGAAAGAUCAAAUGUUGCAGAUAUUUACCAGUACUCAAGAUGGAAAGAUCAAAGGUUGCAUAUAUUUACCAGUACUCAAGAUGGAAAGAUCAAAGUUUGCAUAUAUUUACCAGUACUCAAGAUGGAAAUAUCAAAGGUUGCAUAUAUUUACCAGUACUCAAGAUGGAAAGAUCAAAGGUUGCAGAUAUUUACCAGUACUCAAGAUGGAAAGAUCAAAGGUUGCAGAUAUUUACCAGUACUCAAGAUGGAAAGAUCAAAGGUUGCAGAUAUUUACCAGUACUCAAGAUGGAAAGAUCAAAGGUUGCAUAUAUUUACCAGUACUCAAGAUGGAAAGAUCAAAGGUUGCAGAUAUUUACCAGUACUCAAGAUGGAAAGAUCAAAGGUUGCAGAUAUUUACCAGUACUCAAGAUGGAAAGAUCAAAGGUUGCAGAUAUUUACCAGUACUCAAGAUGGAAAGAUCAAAGGUUGCAGAUAUUUACCAGUACUCAAGAUGGAAAGAUCAAAGGUUGCAGAUAUUUACCAGUACUCAAGAUGGGCCAAGAAGAGUUUCUGAAAUGUUUGCCUUCCAGAACUUCGUAGGAUGUCUUGUGAAAAAGCAUGUAUCUCCAAAAAUAAGAGUUGUUCUGUUCCAAGUCAUGAAUGACGGUCAAACUAGCGUGAGUCCAGCACUCGCCAUCUCAACACAGGAGAUGCUUGUCUUUUUUUUAUAUUGUGGCAGUAUUAUUUUGCCUUUUAUACAUAAUGUCCUUUGAAAAUCAUGUACAGUAUCUCCAAACUUUGUUGUGGUUUUGGUCGUUGGAACAACCGAGCCAGCUGAUCGUUUGCCCUGUCUGACAAAUUUUGUGCGCAAAACACAGGUCACAGUUUUAUUGUGAUCGCAAUCAAAUGUUGCAUGUUUGUAACAUUACUUGACAUCUCAACGCCAAAUAUGGUCUCUCUUGUUCAGUUUUUAGAAAGUUGCAACAUUCAAAAUAGCUUUUUGAUACACAGCAUUAUAAACAAUUGCUAAUCACGUAAAACCAUGAAUUUAAUAGUUUGUUUGUAUUGAAAAAGUAGCCAAGGACACGAGUACGUUUUCCUAUUGUGCAGCAUCCAUACGAUUAUUGUUUACUCGUACACAUAAUGUCAAACAGUCUGGAAACAAAUACUUGUCAUUCCAAAUUUUGCGGGUGAGGGUUUGUAAAGAAGUACUGUACAUUCAUUAACAUCCAUUUACCAUUGAAACGGCAUCUUUCUUUGUUUUUUCGAUUUUAAAAAGAGUAUUUUUUAGUUUCUUUUCAGAUUUGACAUUUUUUUACAUUUAUUUUCAUGUUAUACAGCAAAGAUAUAUCACUUUGGUUUGUUUUUACAGGAAUUUGGAGGAUGUCUUGUGAAAAAAAACAGUAUCUUGAAAUGGUUGGCCGUUUGCCCCGUCCGACAUUUUCUUGUGCGCAGAACACAGGUCACAGUUUUAUUAUGAUCACACUCAAAUGUUGCAUGUUUGUUACAUUACUUGACAUCUCAACGACGGCCAAAUAUGGUCUCUCUUGCUUCAAUUUUUAGGAAGUUGCAACAUUCAAAAUAGCUUUUUUAGAAACAGCAUUAUAAACAAUUACUAAUCAUGUAAAACCAUGAAUUAAUUUUAAGUUUGUAUUCAACUACACAUGAGUAAGUUUAGAGAUAAAUGUAUGUUUCCUAUUGUACAGCAUCGAUACAAUUAUUGUUUACUCGUACACAUAAUGUCAAACACUCUGGAAACAAAAACAUGUCAUUUCAAAUUUGGGGCGUGAGGGUUUGGAAAAAAGUACUUUGGAAAAAAACAAUUUCUUUAUCUUUAUCAUCCAUUUACCAGGGAAAGUGCAGUUUUUUCGAUUUUGAUGAAUCAUUUUUAGUUUCUUUUCAGAUUAGAAAUUUUUGGAACACAGGUCAAACUUUUAUGAUCACACUCAAAUGUUGCAUGUUUGUUACAUUACUUGACAUCUCAACGUCGGCCAAAUAUUGCUUUAAUAUUGAUGGUUAUGACAUUCAAAAGAACAUUCAUGUACAGUAUUACAAACAUUUGCAGAUUUUUAUUUUCUAGAUUUUGUAUGCAAAAAGUAGACUACUGUACAUUAGUAAGUGUAAAGACAAAUAUAUGUUUCUAUCUUAUAGUACUAGUGUUAACUUUUACACUUAUGGUCCAGUAGAAAACUUGUAUCUCCAAAUUUUAGGGCCAAAGGGUUUAAACUUUUUUUUUUUUAAUACUUAGGGUUCAUUGUCAUUCUUUUUCCUGUAGAAUGCAGCUCAAAUUGGAUCUGGAUCACGUAUAACUUGUUGCAUAUUUGGCCUGUCUGACAUUUGUUUUGUGUCACACUUUUGUUCGGGUCAUGAUCCAAUUUUGCAUGGUUGUAUAAUUACUUCCGAAUUUUGCGUGGUUGUACAAUUACUUCCGAUCUGGAGAUGGGGUCAAAUUCAGGACUUGGUCUUUAACAUCGAGGAAGUUACAGCAAUUUUUUGAAUGUCAUAAACACAAAACAUUCGUGUUUUUAUACGACACGACAACAACAGGUGUUUUGAACGCUUAUUUUGUUUUCAUUUUAUAUGAAAAUUGUUCAAGGUAUUUGAAAAGAACUUUUAUAUUCAGUAUUAUAAACACUUGGUGAUCAUUUACGACAAUUUCUUAGUUUGUUUGCAUUGAAAACAUCGAGGUUUGCGCAUGAGUAAGUUUGGAGAUACAUGUAUUUGUCCUAUUGUACAGCAGAACUACAGCAAUGUGAGUGUUUACUUUCACACACAAUGUCAUGUGGUCCAGUCAAAAACGUCCAUCUCCAAAUUGUGUGGGAGAAGACUUUGAAUUCAUCAUCUGCAUCAGAGAUUCUCCUGGUCGUUACUUUUUUUCUACUUAGAACAUAGUUCACCUUUUUUAUUUGAAGCACAUUUAAAGUUUGCAUGGCAGUUGUUGAUUUGCCGUGUUCGACAUUUCUUUGUGCGCAGAACACACAAGUAACCCUUUCAGUCCGUUCAUCAUCAAAUGUUGUAACAGAACUUGAUGUCUCCAAAUAUUCUGACUGUCUUUCAUCUUGAUAAGCACUCAAAAUUCGGAAACACGUGUUUUUUUGGUUGUUGUUUUUGAACAAUGAUUUUGUUUUCUUGCUGUCUAAAAAGUACUUGUGGUUUUUGAUAUACUGUAUUUAUAACAACGUUGUACAUUUUUUGAUAUGGUCCCACUCUGCUGCUCAGCCUUAUGAACAACAACAAUAUUUUCCACACACUUUUUUCCCUUUCCCGAAGGUCCAAACAGGUAAAUGAUGGCCCGGGGCUAAGUGCUGCUUAGCAACAGCCUCCGACAGUUCAUCAUCUCACGGCUGCUGUGAUUGGCAGCAUAAUGUCAUCCAUUUCAAUUCAGCCUGGCCCCGUUUCUUCGCCCUCCGCCUCUUGUUUACAAUUUUUUCAGCAGCUUGUGCGAAGUGACCGCUGUCAGUGGCCUCACUUGACGAGUUGAACUAAUGACCCGACACUUGACCCCCUUUUCACCCCCACACCCCUUGCUGUUGAACUUUCCCUGCGGGUGUCAGUGACACCACACUGCGACUCUGAGUUAGCACUUUAACGGAGCUUUGCCACCAUCUUACACACACACAAACACACAGACACACACACACACACACACACACACACACACACACACAGACUCGCAUCCCUUCCCUUAUUUUUGGCAGCGUCGCUGGUUUGACUUGACUUGCACUCCAUCAAAUAAAUGAGCAGCAGAGACGUCUCAUAACAAA